Messenger RNA from Phytophthora nicotianae INRA-310, 926 nucleotides. RefSeq lists its product as hypothetical. Gene Ontology annotation, biological process: tubulin complex assembly; microtubule-based process; protein folding. Gene Ontology annotation, molecular function: tubulin binding. The record is from RefSeq and is a predicted model, not a curated record. Gene Ontology annotation, cellular component: prefoldin complex; cytoplasm. Bases 66 to 701 code for a protein of 211 amino acids. Lineage: Eukaryota; Oomycota; Peronosporomycetes; Peronosporales; Peronosporaceae. The transcript is spliced from 3 exons.
UUUAAUGUUCCGGACACAAAGUAUAUCAAUCCCCGCACACCGCCAGCCAUUGUUGUGUACGUACCAUGGCCAGCUCAGCCCCCACGUCCACGGGCCUCGAGAGUCCGGAGGCGCUCGCGCGUCUGAACGCCGCCAUCAUGGGCGAGCGCAACCCUCGUGGUAUCCCGUCUGCUGUCUUCGUGGAUUCUGUGGACACCUUCAUGGAUGCAUGCGGCGUCAAAAACAUCGAGCCGCUCGUCGGGGCGCUGCAACAGAUGUACAGCAAGUACAAAUUCAUGGAGACGAGUCUCCAGAAGAACCGCGAGACGUUUAAGCGCAAGAUCCCGGAUACCCAGAAGGACUUGAACAUGGUGCGCCACCUUAUCGCCAAGCGGGACGAGGGCGAGACGCUGCAGACGCAGUUCAAUCUGUCCGACAAUGUGUACGCUAAGGCCUCAGUGGACUGCAGUGUGGGCAAGGUCUGCAUCUGGCUGGGAGCCCAGAUCAUGGUCGAGUAUCCGUACGAUGAGGCCCAGGAGCUGCUGGAAAAGAACGUGGCUACAGCCACAGAAAAGCUGGGCCAGAUUGAGGAAGAUCUGUCGUUCCUGCGCGACCAGAUCAUCACGACCGAAGUCAACAUUGCGCGCAUAUUUAACCACGACGUGCGCCGUCGCCGCCAGGAGAAGGACGACAAGUUGGUCGCUGAGCUUGAAGCCAAGUGAGACAACAGGUUUAUGUGCGUUAGCUGCAACAGUAGUGCAAUUGGUAGCCGUUUUUCAAAGCACGACUCCUGUUCACCUGAGCCUCACUAGCUGUUUGUUUGUUUGCUGGAGAUUCUGACAUCGAAUUCGCUUGAUGAGCUGCCUGUUGCAGGGUUGUAUGUUAAUCGCUUAGGCACUGGAUACCUGCGACGGAAACGGCAGUGGAUCAUCGCUACUAAACCAAGC